Molecule: messenger RNA, 1779 nt
Organism: Paramecium primaurelia
Lineage: Eukaryota; Ciliophora; Oligohymenophorea; Peniculida; Parameciidae
Source: the annotation of a GenBank genome assembly
AUGUUGAAUCAAUAUACUACACCUCCAAGAAUACCUAAACCUUCUCCUGUUCCUUAAAAUUAAGAAUAACUAUUACAUGUUGUACUUCAAGAAAGAUAAAUUCAAUAACAACAACGAUAUUAUACUCCUCAAUUAAUUAGACCUCCAUCAUAAUAAACCAUUUCAACUUAAUUAAAUUCUCCAAUUUCCAAUUAACCAAAAUAAUAACGAUAUAGUGUAAUGUAAUAAAUCAAUCAAAAUGAUAUGCAUAAUCAAUAUCAUCAAAUUAUGUAAUAUUACAAAGAGUUAGAAAUGAAUAUAUAAUAAUAAAAAUAAGAGAACUAUGUUAAAUAUAAUGAAAUUCUCUAAAAAAUUGAUAACAUUUAAUAAAUUAUGGCUCAUAACAUUAAUUAAUUGAAUAUUAAUCAAAGAAAUGAAUAUCAAUAAUUAUUACAGGAAUUGUAAUAAUAACGUUUAGAAAAUUAAUAAAGAUAUGAAUAAUUGUUCUAUAAUAUAGAAUAACAAAAAGAUUAGAAUCAUUAUGUGAAUUAAUUGUAACAAAGAGAAUAACUAUUAUAAUAAUAACAUUAAAUUAUUGAAUAAUAGAAACAACAGCUAUAAAAUAAUAACAUUAUUAAAACUCCUUAAUAAUAAUAAAUAUAUUAUAAUUCUAAUCCCUCAGAUUUAGAGUAAAAACUAUUUCCACAAGAACAAAAUUCAUAAGAUUAACUCAAUUACUCUUAAAUUCACAAUAGAUCUAAUAAAUUGUCUUCUCCUUAGAUUUAAAUACCUAAUAGAAAUUAAUCUUAAGAUAAUAAUACUUUUGGAAUUAAUUCUGGCCAAAUUACACCAUUUCUUCAAGGUUCUCCAUAAUAAUAACCUAAUUAAUAAUUAUUAUAAUAAGAAUAAUAUAAUUCUCCAUCUAAUAAACAAUUAAUGAAUAAUUAGAUGUCAAAUUAAAUUAUAAAACAAACUAAAUCUCCAAGAGAAUAAAUUUCACCUUGUAUUUGUAUAAAUAGUCCCAAAAAUACAAGCAGAGAUAAUUCUAUUUCUCAUUAGAAGAAGUAGAUAUUUGAAAAACCUAUUUUUGAAUAAAUUAAUAAUAAACCAUUAUUUCAUUAAAAUCCUCCUAUUAAGAAUUAAGAUAAUUAAAUAAUUAAUUAAUCUACAUAAUAAUAUUAUUAGGUAAUAUAACCAUUUCAUUCUGAUGAAAGUAUAAUAAUUGAUGAAUCAAAAAAUUCUUCUGAAUUAUUACAAUAAUUAAAGGGAGAAUAUGGAAUCAAUAGUUUAACUCAAAAUACAUCCCUAUAGUUAAUUACUAAUUAAUUACAAUUAAUAUAUUGUUUAUCAUGUGAUCAAUACAUAUCUCUAUAAUUAUCUGAAUAACAUCUUUAAGUUUGUAAUUCUUAAAAACCUUAAAGAAGAUAAAAUGAUAGUUAUUUAGAUAAAUAUAUAGUAUAUAGAGGAGAUGAUUUCUUAAUUGAAACUUUAGAUGCCAAAAUCAAAAGAAUUUGUUAAGAAAUUUAAAAAAUAAAAUUAAUGAUGCAAUUAGCUCAAUUAUAAAAGUGGACCACUUAUGAAUAUAUUUAAUUAAGAGAAUUUUGUUAAAUAGCAAUUGCAAUACUUGAUAGAUUAUUGACAAAUCCCAAUUCCUAUUAAAUAAAUAAUUAUUAUCAACAUACUUAAUAAAUAUUUAAUAUUGUUUAUAUGGCACCCUAAAUAUUUUAUAAACAAUAGGCUAAAUUAUUGUAAAAAUGCUUAGAUCGUAUAAAAGAUUUAUAAUUCCUAUUUAAAAAAUGA